Geodia barretti is the source of this 1494-nucleotide messenger RNA. The record is from the annotation of a GenBank genome assembly. Lineage: Eukaryota; Metazoa; Porifera; Demospongiae; Tetractinellida; Geodiidae.
AUGAAGGAUAUUUUUGUGUUAAGACAGAGAGAAUUGCCGUAUAGAGUAAUAGAUGGGGAGCCGGUUCAGGUGUCGUUCUCGUCAGAAGAUGUGUUUGCAAAGAUCAAGGAAGAGAACAUCAAGUUUCUAGAUCUGCAGUUUACCGGCCUGACCGGCAGGUUUCAUCACACCACCAUCUCGACCAACAUGUUCACGCCCAAACAGAUGAAGGAUGGCCUGCCAAAGCUGGACGGCUCGUCCAUUUUGGGAUUUACCAGUAUAGACGACUCGGAUCUGAUCCUAAAGCCGGAUCCCAGCACCUUUGCGGUCAUUCCAUGGUAUGAGGAAAACAAGACCGCCCGACUUCUCUGCGAUGUGUACUGGGGCGCAGGCCGGGGAAGGCUCUCGCGUGACCCACGCGGGAUAGCACAGGGGGCCGAGGAGUGGGUAAAGACCGCCGGUUUUGAUUACAGUGCCUGGGGCCCCGAGGUGGAGUUCUUCGUGUUUGACAAGGCUCAUUGGGAUGUUCUGACUCCCUACAAGGGACAGUCGUACUCGAUCGAGUCCGUAGAGGCCCCGUGGUCCCAAGAAGGCACCGGAUAUCCCAUGGGGCUGCAGGAAGGCUACUAUCCCAGUACGCCGUCUGAUACGCUUACGCCGUUUAGGAAUGAGUGUGUAAACGUGUUGAGUGAAAACUUUGGCAUCCUGUGCGAUAAUCACCAUCACGAGGUGGCCACCGCCGGCCAGUGUGAGAUCGACAUAAAGUAUGACUACCUGACAAACUCCGCCGAUGCCACACAGUCCUACAAGUUUGUAAUAAGGAACAUUGCAAAGCGGUUUGGCAAGAUUGCAACCAUGAUGCCCAAGCCCAUCUCCAUGGAUUCGGGCUCGGGAAUGCACACCAAUGUAAGCCUGUGGAAGGAUGACGAGAACGUCUUCUUUGAGGAGGGCCAGGAUGGCGAAUUGAGCCAGGUUGGAAGGUACUUUUGUGGCGGAAUUCUGGAUCACGCAAAUGCACUGUGUGCGAUCUCAAACCCCACCACAAACUCUUACCACAGACUGGUGCCUGGGUACGAGGCACCGGUGUAUGUUGCCUGGAGCGGCAGCAACAGAUCUGCUAUUGUGAGGAUACCCAGACAUUUUGAGGGAAGGGACUAUGCGCACCUCAAGAGACUGGAGUUCCGGGCGCCAGACCCGUCUGCAAACCCCUAUCUCGUGUUUUCGUCGGUGCUGGCAGCAGGUAUUGACGGCGUCAAGAAGAAGACCGACCCGGGAGACCAAGUAAAGGAGGACAUCUUCAAGAUGACAAAGGAGGAGAGGAGAAAGCACGGAAUAGGCGUGCUGCCUGCAAGCCUAGGCGAGGCGCUGCUUGAGCUUGAAAGUGACAGGAUCUUUCUGAAACCCAUCUUUAAGGACGAGGUGAUAGACAAGAUCAUAGAGCUGGAGAGAAAGGAUCAGAGAGAUAUCGCCGUCCGUCCCCAUCCGCACGAGUUCUACCUGUACUUUGAUGUAUAG